Perognathus longimembris pacificus (Pacific pocket mouse) is the source of this 2118-nucleotide messenger RNA. It is a transcript of the gene Olfml3, whose product is annotated as olfactomedin like 3. The record is from RefSeq and is a predicted model, not a curated record. Lineage: Eukaryota; Metazoa; Chordata; Mammalia; Rodentia; Heteromyidae. The transcript has 3 exons. The coding region runs from base 747 to 1964 and encodes 405 amino acids. Gene Ontology annotation, biological process: signal transduction.
AUCCUCAAUCUCAGCCUCCUGAGUAGCUAGGAUUACAGGUGUCAGCCUGGCUUGACUUUUUUAAUCUGUUGCAGUCUCCUUGGUCUAAAUCAGAGAGAUUGGCAUAGGCUCUUAAAGAAAUUGUGAAAUCUGUAGGAAAUUACAUUUUAGUAACUAAACAAGCCCCUGUAAAUGCAAUCCACUUGGUUGAGUGCUUUGUUGAAAUUUUCCAUUUGGGGUAAAGUUUAAGCCUUGGUUUAGUCAGGUGAUAGCACCAAGUGGUCGGCACAAGAUGGCACCAGUGAGCUAUAAAAGGUCUACUUCCCUUUGGCCUUCCAAUCUUCCAGCUUCAAGUCAGAAAAAUCUGUUGUAUUACUGCUGGAAAGGGAAAUGGUGAAGGGUGCCAGCUCAGAGCCUUCUCAAGCAGGGUUGUUUUCCCAGGGGUCCUCUGGUGUCUCUACCUCUCAAAGCCUGUCCCUUUCCUGUAUGGCUGACUGCCCAGCCUCUGCCUUCCAUGCUACAGUCCUCUCCUGAGGAGCCAGAGGCCCAGAUUGGAGGUGGUUAAGGCUUUGGCUCCCAUGCUUGGGGGCCAUCUGUGUUUGAUCAGGCCAGGCUGGAGGAGGGGUGGGGGUUGUAAAGAGACUGAAAACAUUCCAGAGGAGUGAGACCCAGAGAUCAGAAAGGAAGGCCCGCCCACCCCGCCUCCAAAGCCAAGCACAGGCCUGAAGGAAGAGCCCACACUCCUCUGGCCCCACUUCCAGGCAGCCAUGGCGCGCUUCUCUCCAGUCCUCCUCCUGCUCCUGCUGUGGUCCGAGCCCCUCAGAGGACAGCAGCACCACCUUGUGGAGUACAUGGAACGCCGGCUCGCUGCCUUAGAGGAGCGCCUGGCCCAGUGCCAGGACCAGAGCAGCAGGCAUGCUGCUGAGCUGCGGGACUUCAAGAACAAGAUGCUGCCACUGUUGGAGGUGGCAGAAAAGGAACGGGAGGCACUCAGAACGGAGGCUGACACUAUCUCGGGGCGAGUGGACCGCCUUGAGCGGGAGGUGGACUAUCUAGAGACUCAGAACCCAGCCCCUCCUUGUGUAGACCUCCAUGAGAAGGUGACUGAAGGCCCAGGGGCCAAAGGCAAGAGCCGGAGAAAUGAGAAAUACGACAUAGUGACUGAUUGUGACUACACAGUGGCCCAAGUGAGGUCAAUGAAGAUCCUGAAGAGGUUUGGAGGUCCUGCAGGCACAUGGACCAAGGACCCCCUAGGACCAGCAGAGAAGAUCUAUGUGUUAGAUGGGACCCAGAAUGACACAGCCUUGGUCUUCCCAAGGCUCCGUGACUUCACCCUUACCAUGGCUGCCCGGAAGGCUUCCCGAAUCCGGGUGCCCUUCCCCUGGGUAGGCACAGGGCAGCUGGUGUAUGGUGGGUUCCUUUAUUAUGCCCGGAGACCUCCGGGAGGACCUGGAGGCGCGGAUGAUCUGGAGAAUACUUUACAGCUCAUCAAGUUCCACCUGGCAAACCGAACUGUGGUGGACAGCUCGGUCUUCCCUGCAGAAGGAUUGAUCCCCCCAUAUGUGCUCUCAGCAGACACCUACAUUGACCUGGCAGCCGAUGAGGAGGGCCUGUGGGCCGUUUAUGCCACCCAGGAGGAUGCCAGGCACUUGUGUCUAGCCAAGUUAGAUCCACAGACCCUGGACACAGAGCAGCAGUGGGACACACCAUGUCCCAGAGAGAAUGCUGAGGCUGCCUUUGUCAUCUGUGGGACCUUAUAUGUCGUCUACAACACCCGCCCUGCCAGCCGGGCCCGCAUUCAGUGCGCUUUUGAUGCCAGUGGUACCCUGACACCUGAGCGGGCAACUCUCUCCUACUUUCCCCGUCGAUAUGGUGCCCACGCCAGCCUCCGCUAUAACCCUCGCGAGCGCCAGCUCUACGCCUGGGAUGAUGGCUACCAACUUGUCUAUAAGUUGGAGAUGAGGAAGAAAGAGGAGGAGGUCUAGCCUUAUUUCUUUGAAGCUCUUAUCCCUACACAUUUUCAUUCCUGCUAGAUUUCCUGCUGCUCAUUCAUCAAAUAUAGGCAAGUUGUGACUCCAAUCCCCUACUUAAAAAAAAAAAAAAUUGCACCUGAAUUUUUUGUUUUGUUUUUGUUUUUAG